AUGUCUUUUGGAACACUCGACAGAUGGAUAGAACAACUGAUGAACUGCCAGCAUCUCCCUGAGAAUGACAUGAAAACCCUCUGCGAAAUCGUGCGCACCAUCCUCAUCGAAGAAUCGAAUAUCCAACCCGUCUCCAGCCCGGUCACAAUAUGCGGCGAUAUUCACGGCCAAUUCUGGGAUCUACUCGAGCUCCUGCGGAAAGGGGGCAAGCCACCCGACACGAGCUAUAUAUUCAUGGGCGAUUUCGUCGACCGAGGUCAUUACAGCUUGGAAACCGUGUCGCUGCUUUUCGUGCUCAAGGCCAGAUACCCGGACAAGGUCACUCUAUUGCGCGGAAACCACGAAAGCAGACAAAUAACGCAAGUAUACGGUUUCUAUGAUGAAUGCCAGCAGAAAUAUGGGACAGCCACGGUCUGGAAGGCAUGUUGUAACGUGUUUGAUUUCCUCAACAUCGCUGCCACAAUAGACGGCGAGUCAUUAUGCGUGCACGGAGGCCUGUCGCCCGAGAUCCGGACUCUGGAUCAAAUCAGAGUACUUUCUCGGGCUCAGGAAAUACCCCACGAGGGGGCAUUUUGUGACUUGAUGUGGUCCGAUCCCGACGACAUAGAGAGUUGGGCCGUCAGCCCCCGCGGGGCCGGCUGGCUGUUUGGCGGAGGCGUUACGCAAGAGUUCAACCACGUCAAUUCCCUGCGGCUGAUCGCGCGGGCUCACCAACUCGUCCAAGAGGGCUACAAAUACAUGUUCGACGAGCAGCUCGUCACCGUGUGGUCCGCGCCAAAUUACUGCUAUAGAUGCGGAAAUAUGGCGUCUAUACUGACGAUACACGAAAACGGCGAGAAGACGUUCAAGGUAUACGGCGCGGCGGAGGAAAACGAGCGAGACAAGGGUAUGCAGACAAGAAGAAUGAACACGAUGCCUUAUUUCGUUUGA
Messenger RNA from Pleurotus ostreatus (oyster mushroom), 930 nucleotides. It is a transcript of the gene PPP6C, whose product is annotated as Serine/threonine-protein phosphatase 6 catalytic subunit. Bases 1 to 930 code for a protein of 309 amino acids. Lineage: Eukaryota; Fungi; Basidiomycota; Agaricomycetes; Agaricales; Pleurotaceae. The transcript has 7 exons. Gene Ontology annotation, molecular function: protein serine/threonine phosphatase activity. Gene Ontology annotation, biological process: G1/S transition of mitotic cell cycle; peptidyl-serine dephosphorylation. Gene Ontology annotation, cellular component: cytoplasm. The record is from RefSeq and is a predicted model, not a curated record.